This is a messenger RNA of Cucurbita pepo subsp. pepo (vegetable marrow), 666 nucleotides long. The record is from RefSeq and is a predicted model, not a curated record. Lineage: Eukaryota; Viridiplantae; Streptophyta; Magnoliopsida; Cucurbitales; Cucurbitaceae.
UAAUAUCUUCCUCCUUUCAUUAUGGCCGCUCGCUUUGGUCGUUCCUUAUACCGUUUCUCUUCGGUCAACCGCCCCACUGCCCCCGCCCCGCGCUAUCCUUCAACGGAACCCCGACCUACCUCGCCCACCACUGAGCCCCGUCCUGCUUCUCCACCGCGGAUGGCCUCCAACACUAACCCUAAGUCACCCGAGCCCAAACAGAAGGCGAUGGUCCACAAGGGCAAGACCCAGAAGGCGCAGCAGCCAAAUGCAAUAAACAUCGCGGGAGAAAAUGUUGGGGCGGUGAUGGAAAUUGUCGAGUCCUCAAAAGGGGAAGGGGGACAUGUUGUAAAGAAGAAAGAGACGGCGAGGGGUGUAGUGAGCAACGUCGACGACACUCUCAAUGAUCAACACAAGGACGCUUCUAAACACCACAAGCCCGGCGCCCAAAAAGCACCCGCUUCCUCAUCGCUGCCGACAACCACUUUUCUGAACAACAAUUUUCAAACCCUAAACAAUUCCCUUGUUUUCGAUGCAUCUUUGGCUCACCGUCACCCCGGUUUGCACCUCGCUUUCUCCCGGAAGCAACACCACGGAAUACUCUAGAAAAAGAAACUACAAAUAAUAUUAUAUUAUAUAUAUUAUUAUCUUAUGAGAAUAAAAUGGAUUAUGUUCUGUUUUGAAUUA